GCCGACCUCAGCAUCGUCAGGAUCACCAGUACUCGGUGCCAGUCUAUCGUUUAAUCCUAAUCUAAUUCUCGCCCAUCAUGAAGAUCUCGACCGCCCUCGCCUCGGUGCUGUCCGUGGCGACCUUUGCCUCGGCGGCGCCCUCGGCCCCGACGCUCCCUUUCCCGCCAAAGUCGGAGCAGGCCCACGGCAUGACGAUUGAGCAGAUCGCCGCGAUCCCCAAGCCCCCGGCCCAGCCCGUGUCCGUCAUGACCACCGAGGCCAACGGCGGGACCGUGUCCAUCAUGGCCGGCUGCCGCAGGAACAUCCACAUGCGCUGGGGCACCAUGUCCGCCCAGCAGCGCACCAACUACGUCAAUGCCAUCAAGUGCCUCAUGGGCCGCCCCCGCAGGGGCAUCUGGAACGGCGCCCGCAGCCUCUACGACGAGAUGGUCUACGUCCACAACCAGAUGGUCAACCAGAUCCACGGCUCCGACAUUUUCCUCCCGUGGCACCGCUACUACCUGUACAUGCUCAGGUCCUUCAUGUCCACCGAGUGCGGCUUCAACGGCCCGUACGCCUGGUGGAAGGAGACCAACAACGUCGGCAACUUCGGUGCCUCCGACAUCUUCAGCGCCCAGUGGUUCGGCGCCCUGCCCCAGGCCAGCGGCAACAACGGUUUCUGCAUAACCAAUGGCGUCUUUGCCAACCUCAUCAACCCCAUCAGCGGCCAGUGCGUGGCCCGCGGUGAGAGGCGCGACAUGAGCGCCAACGACAACAUUGGCAACGAGGACUACGUCAACGGCCGCACCACCUACUCCGAUAUGCGCGCCUACCUCGAAGGCCUGAACCACGCCUAUGGCCACCUUGCCAUCGGCCCCACCAUGUCCAGCCAGGCCCAGUCCCCUGCCGAUCCCGUCUUCUUCCUCCACCACUCGUAUGUCGACUGGACCUGGAAGCGCUGGCAGAACCAGGCCUCGUGGCGCUGGUCGAGCAUCUCUGGCUGCGCCGACAAGAACAGCCCCUGCACACCGCUCACCGUCAACACCCAGCUCACCUCGAUGGGCCUGUUUCGCGCCAUGACCGUCGGCGAGCUCCUCGACACCGAGGGCGACGUUGGCUGCUACACCUACGACAACCUCGUCUAAGCCUUUUCUUUCCUGGACUUGAAUUCCCUGCAGCGGAAGGAUAUGACGGAGAAAGGAGGUGGCUUCAUGACGACGAUGUCUGGUGCUUAUUCUUUGUAGAUAUUUGAUUUCGACGAGAAACUUUAUGAUAAUACAUUACUUGUCGAAACA
Molecule: messenger RNA, 1274 nt
Organism: Microdochium trichocladiopsis
Lineage: Eukaryota; Fungi; Ascomycota; Sordariomycetes; Xylariales; Microdochiaceae
Exons: 4
Coding region: 78-1124 (348 amino acids)
Molecular function (GO): oxidoreductase activity
Source: RefSeq, a predicted model, not a curated record